Molecule: messenger RNA, 1371 nt
Organism: Lemur catta (Ring-tailed lemur)
Lineage: Eukaryota; Metazoa; Chordata; Mammalia; Primates; Lemuridae
Gene: PRR33
Product: proline rich 33
Exons: 1
Coding region: 1-1371 (456 amino acids)
Source: RefSeq, a predicted model, not a curated record
AUGCUCGUCUCAGCCGUGUCGGCGCCCCCUGAGGCAGCUGGCCUAAGACUCCAGGGACCAGCUGGGCCCCCCCCACCCCUGCUGCCCAAGCCCGGGAAGGACAACCUGCGUCUGCAGAAGCUUCUGAGGAAGGCAGCCUGGAAGAAGACGAAGCGGACUGGGCCCCCCGCCCUACCCGGGGCCUUCCGCACCUCCCUGUCCCCCGUGAGUGAGGCCAGCCACGACCAGGACACCAUGGCCCCACACCCCGCGGAGGUCCCCCACACGGUGACCACCCUACCCUGUUCCCUGCACACCCCUGUCAUCCACCACGUGGCGUCACCCCUGCAGAAGUCCACGCUCUCCCUCGGCUUGGCCCAGCGCAGGAUUGUGGCCACUCACGUCAAGGCCACUGGGUCCCAGCCCACAGCCCCAGCCCUGGAACCUGCUCAGCCUCCCGGUGGUUUCGUCCCUGUCUCGGCCCCAGCGGCAGGAGGCACUCACGUCACCCAGGUGCACAUCCGUAUGGCACCGUCCCCACUUGCUGGGACCCCUGAGCCCCCCAGAGCAGCCCCAGAAGGGGGACCCAGCAGCCAGGACCAAGAUGCAGCCCCGGGCCCCAGCCGGGCCCAGCCCCUGGCCCUGGUGGCUCACAUCCACCCACUGCCUGCCGGGGCCCAGGCUGCCAGUCCCUCUCCCAGGGAGCCCCCUGCACCAAGGCCACCGCCUGGCUUCCAGGCUUCGGUGCCCAGAGAGGCCAGCAUCAGGGUGGUGGUGCCCGUGGCCCCUACCCGCCGCUCGCUGGGCCCCUCGCCCCACAGCCCAGCCCCUGUGGCCCCAGAAGCUGAGCACCUGGAGAAGGCUGCCACGGCUGGCCCUGCCGCUGAGGUGGAGCAGACCUCCAGCCCCGCAGGGGCCCCGUCCCCUGUCCUACCGUCAGGCCCCCACCCGUGCCCUGUCCCCAGAGUUGCACCGAAGCCCCGGCUCAGCGGCUGGACGCGUCUCAAGAAGCAGCUGAUGGAAGAGGCACAGGAGCCCCAGCUCCCAGAGCAGAGGCAGAGCCCGGAGCCCGAGAAGCAGGAGGCGCCCGCCCCCGCCAACCCCCGGCCCACCGCCAACCCCCGGCCCCCUGCCUCCCGGGCCUCCAGGAUGUGGGACGCAGUGCUGUACCGCAUGUCGGUGGCAGAGUCCCGCGGCCGCCCAGCGGGGCCCAGGGAUGGGGAGCACACCCUGGCUGGCCUCACCCGCCUGCCCUUUCUGUGCCGGCCUCGCUUCAACGCCCGGAAGCUGCAAGAGGCUGCCCGGCCCCCUCCCAUGGUUUACUCCCUCCCGGAGCUGAGUCCCCAACCCAGGAACUUCAACCGGACAGCGGCCGGCUGGAGGCUCCAGUGA